This is a messenger RNA of Saprolegnia diclina VS20, 3214 nucleotides long. RefSeq lists its product as hypothetical. The record is from RefSeq and is a predicted model, not a curated record. Gene Ontology annotation, cellular component: cytoplasm. Bases 147 to 3104 code for a protein of 985 amino acids. Gene Ontology annotation, molecular function: actin filament binding; ATP binding; protein kinase activity. The transcript is spliced from 19 exons. Gene Ontology annotation, biological process: protein phosphorylation; actin filament bundle assembly. Lineage: Eukaryota; Oomycota; Saprolegniomycetes; Saprolegniales; Saprolegniaceae.
AGGACGAGCAUCGGCGGUCGCUGAUCCUGAGCGGUCGCCAACGGUCGGCCCAAUCAACGCCCACCAUAUCCAAACCAUAGCCAAUCAAAACGACGUCUUCGAGAUUGCACUUGCUCGAUAUCGAAGCUUCACUUGCCAAGGCGACGAUGGAGGCAAGCGCGCCCGUCGAGAUGGUCGAAGACGACGCGACUCUGUUGACGCCCAAAGCGGCGCGGCCAUGGGGCGGCCUCAAGAUCACGCAGUUUCGAUCGCGCCGCGCGUCGACGCCCGAGCCCAAUUCAAGUGCAACUGGAGCGCCCACGACGACGUAUCACAUCAAAGACUGCAAGCCCGACGUCGUCGCGCUUCUGCACCGGGCGCUGGACGAAAAGGACGCCGCCUUGGCCAUGCAAGCCGUGACCACGCACCCAAAGCUUGUCGCGUCCCCGCUUCAGGACGAUACGGUGCUCUUGCACCAUCUUUGCCAGUGGCCGCAGAUCGGAGCGGCGCUUGAGCUCUUACAGCACUGUGUGCACGAAUAUCCCGAAGGUGUCGCCUACAUGGAUAAGCGCGGUCGGGCGCCAUUGCACUACCUCUGCAUGAACCCGUCCGUGACCGUGCGUGCGAUUCAAGUGCUCGUCGUCGCGUUUCCCGUUUCAGCGGCCAUGUGCGACAAAGAGUCGUGCCUCCCGGUGCACUAUCUGUGCUUGAACUCGAGCCAGACGAUCGACAUGACCAUGAUGCUGCACAACUACGAGACCUUUUCGCUGCGCAAUCACGAGGGCCGCACGCCGUUGCACUGCGUUCUCCUGCGACCCGAGUGUGAGUUUGAACUCUGCGCGACCGUGCUCUCGCUAGCCCCCGAGACGACGUCCGUCGUCGACAGCAUGGGACGCACCAUUUUGCACAUGGUUGCAGCGCACCCGACCCACAUUGAGAGCCAAUUGCUCCAGCUGCUCUUGUCGCUGGACGUGAAUGCCGCACAGCACAGUGACAUGCAUGGACAGCUACCGCUGCACCGGGCGGUCGCCAACCCGAAGGUGACGGCGGCGGCGCUGCGGCAGCUCCUGCAUGCGUUUCCUGGUGCCGUCGAUGUCGUGGACGGCCAUGGCCAGUCGUCAUUGCAUCUGCUCUGCAGCAACGAAGCGCUCGCGAUGAAGCUCGUCGUUGAAUAUGCGGCUGUUGCGACGAGCGUGCCGACGAGUUUGCUCUGGCUCGACGACGAGGCAUCCACGAGCUUGCACAUUGCGUGCAUGAACCCGUCGAGCUCACCAGAGAUGAUCCGCGCCAUCUACGAUCUGCACCCGGACGCCGCGACCGCACUCGACAAGUACGGGUGUACGCCGUUCCACUAUGCGUGCAGCCAUCCGAGCAUCUCGGUCGACCUCGUGUGGCUCUUCCUCGACCAUGCGCGCGCGAUCACAAGUGUCGUCGACCAAGUAGAACGACGAGGCAAGACGCCGCUGCACUACCUCGCCGCAAACCGCCACGUGUCCGUCGACAUGAUCAGCAUCGUCUUUGAUGCGGACCCGUCGGCCUCCCAAGUCACCGACCACGCCAUGAAGCUGCCGGUGCACUACUUGAUUGAGAACCCGUCGAUUCCGUCCGCGCACGCCUACCGGCUCCUCGCUGGCGGCGCGUCGUACCGUCAGCGCUAUCGCAUUUCUGACCGCGCCGUCACUGAGUUUGCAACGACAUUGUUCUCCCACGGGCCGCAGGGAGAACAUGACGUGUGCUUCUCGGCCAUCGACGAAGCUGUCGACGGCCAUGACGACGUGCGUCUGCAGUACUGUUCGUCGAGCGCGAUCCACCGCCAUUUGAUUGGGCUCUACACGGCGCUGCUGGCGACGCCGGCACCAAACGGCGUGGCCGUGCCAGCGCUUCGCGACACCUUUGAGAACGCGCGUCGCCGCAUCCGCCUCCCAGCGGGUGCGUCGCGGACACUUGAAUUCGGGCUCGUCACGUCGACCCCGCGCGCGACCGUGGCCACGAGCGGUGCAGUGGACCCCCGAAGUCUUCUCGCGUCCGUGGCAGCGGUGCUGCUUCAUUGGCACGAGGUGGCGCGUGUCGUGCACGGCAACAUUUGCCCGGCGACCGUCGUGCAAGCACCGGUCGAGGACACGUAUAUGCUGCACCCGGCGCCGCACAGCGUCUUCAUCGGCCAAGCCAUUGCAUCGUGGCUCGUCUUUCCGACCCAGAACGUAUUGUACUGUGCGCCCGAGAUGGCGGCGGCGUACCUCCAAGGCGAGACGCCGAUACCGACUGCCGCGACCGACAUGUGGCAGCUGGGCUGCACCAUCUACUACGUGGCCACGGGCACAACGCUUUUGGAAGCGAUCGCGCCGCACGCCGCCCUGUGCACGCCCGACCAAGUGCACCACCUGCUCUUGUCGAUCAACGAGAGCGUGCUCGAGACAGUAAUGCAGCGCAUCGGACGCCACGAUGUGCAGCGACUGGUCAAGCACCUCUUGGAGCUCUCGCCUUCUGCGCGGUGGACGGCUCGCCUCGUGGUCGAAGCGACCGCGAGGCCGACCGACGUCUCGUUGCCGCCUCAUGACACUGAUGACACUGCACUUGACGGACCUGCGAUCGACGCUGCGACACUGCUCGUGCAACGCUUACGAGACGACGUUCAGAUGCUAACGAAGGCGACCGUCGAUGCCAAGACACGUCUCCGCCGCGUCGAGCUCGACCGCGACCAUCUUCGGCUGCAACUCUCGGAGCUUGUGGACCGACUAAAUGCAAUUUUGCUCGAGAAAGAGGAAGCGGUCCAGCAGGUCGCAGUCAUGACCAAGAAGCGCGCGUCGCUCACGCAGCAGCUCGACACGAUGGUGCACAUGCUCAUCUCGGUCAUGCCCCUGGCGCAAAAGGUCUAUGGCGCGAUGGGCGACGAUCUGCUCGCGCGGCUCAUGUCGCACGCUGCCAUGGGCACGCCGCCCGAGUCGGCCUUGUACGCGCUGCCUGCCGCGAGUAUGUCGCUGAACCGCAUGCUGCGCGACCGCCUCCGGGACACGAUCCUCGCACGCGGCUGCGUCGGGCAGUGGGCCAACGCCCCACCGUCUCUCUACAGCGACGAUGCCGCAUCGUUCGGGCCCGUUGACGACGACGACACGACAAACCCAUAAAAAGAGUCUAUGAACUAGGACGGAGCAAGGCCGAGCGCGUCGCUUCAAACGUAAGGAAGAAAAUGCAGCACCACGGCGCCUCGCGCAGCCAGUAGGGCACAAAGCCCUUG